This is a messenger RNA of Capronia coronata CBS 617.96, 735 nucleotides long. RefSeq names its product ATP synthase subunit 4, mitochondrial. The transcript has 3 exons. The record is from RefSeq and is a predicted model, not a curated record. Gene Ontology annotation, biological process: proton motive force-driven ATP synthesis. Gene Ontology annotation, molecular function: proton transmembrane transporter activity. The coding region runs from base 1 to 735 and encodes 244 amino acids. Lineage: Eukaryota; Fungi; Ascomycota; Eurotiomycetes; Chaetothyriales; Herpotrichiellaceae.
AUGGCGUCCAGACUGGCGAGGAGUGCGGCUGGAGCCAGCAAACUCCGCCCAACAACCUCGCUCUCCCUCCGAUCCUUUCCCGCGCUCAGCUCGACCUCGGUACGAUAUGCGUCCAACGUGCCCACCGAAGACCCGAAGAAGAAGGCUCAGUCGAUCAUCGACGCUCUGCCCGGAAACAGCAUCGCCAGCAAGACGGCCAUCCUGUCCGCCGGAGCCGGCGCGUCGGUCUGGGCCAUCAGCAACGAGCUGUAUGUGCUUAACGAGGAAUCCGUCGUCGCCUUCUGUCUGUUGUCCGUCUUCUGGAGCAUUUUCAAGUACGGCGGGCCCAUGUACAAGGACUGGGCGGACGGCCAGGUCCAGAAGAUCAAGGACAUCCUCAACGAGGCCAGAGUCAACCACGCCAGCUCGGUCAAGGAACGCAUUGAGGACGUCAAGCCGCUGAGCAACGUCGUGGAGAUCACCAAGCAGUUGUUCGAGGUUUCAAAGGAGACCGCCAAACUUGAAUCCCAAGCCUUCGAACUGGAGCAGAAGACCGCCUUGGCCGCCGAGGCGAAGGCCGUCCUUGACUCUUGGGUCCGCUACGAAGGCCAGGUCAAGCAGCGCCAGCAGAAAGAAUUGGCCGACAGCAUCAUUGCCAAGGUCACCAAGGAGCUCGAGAACCCCAAGGUUCUGCAACAGAUCCUCCAGCAGAGCGUGGCCGACGUGGAGAAGUUGGUGGUCAGCAAGGCGCAAUAA